AUGACUGUCUUCAACGCAUCUCGCCUUCUUGGCAAGACAGUCCUUAUCACGGGAGCAAGUUCUGGUAUCGGAGCGGCCACCGCCGUCUUGUUUGCCAAGGGGGGUUCCAACGUUAUACUUACUGCUCGACGAGCAGAUGCGCUACAGAAAGUUGCAGAUGCUUGUACAGCUGCCCACAAAGAAGCCGGCCUGCAACAUGGCGGCAAAUUUGUCUCCGUACAAGUUGACGUUUCUGACAGGAAUCAAGUCAAUGGCCUCCUAGAAAGGAUACCCGCUGAUCUUCGCGAAAUAGAUAUCCUCGUCAACAAUGCUGGAUACGUCGUGGGUGUGGACAAAGUUGGCGACCUGUCUCUGGAUAACGUGGAGGGCAUGUUCGCAACUAAUGUGUUUGGCUUGAUCGCCCUGACUCAGUUGUUCAUCAAGGACUUCAAGAAGAGGAAGACUGGACAUGUUAUUAACCUUGGCUCGAUUGCCGGCAGAGAAGCUUAUGCUGGGGGCAGCAUCUACUGUGCAACAAAACAUGCCGUCAGUGCAUUUACGGGCUCUCUCAUGAGGGAGCUUGUCGACACUCCCAUUCGUGUCACCGAAAUUCAACCAGGUAUGGUGGAGACCGAGUUUUCUCUCAUCCGCUAUAAGGGCGAUCAUUCCGCGGCAGACAAAGUCUACGAGGGACUUCAGCCUCUGGUGGCCGAAGAUAUUGCGGAAGAGAUCGUCUGGGCCGCAUCGCGUCCCCCACAUGUCAAUCUCGCUGAAGUCUUCGUGCUUCCAGUGAACCAAGCCAGUGCCACCCUCAAUUAUAGGGCGCCGAAGCUGUAAUAUCUCAAUUCUGAUUGACACUCGAAGUCAUUGUAUCAUAGACAUCCCCUACACUUCGAUGAAAGCAAAGGACAAUGUAUCAGAGACAUGAAGGAUACAGCAUCGACAAAUGUGCAUUAGAGCGUGAAUAGAAUAUGCAGCUAGGCUAACCCUUCAUUUUCUUGCUCUUCGAUCUGGUGAUUUUCGGGGGUACAACCUCCUUCACCACCACCUCAACGUCAUUGUCAUACACAAACUUCUUUACCACGAUGUUCUCUGGGUGGAGGUCAGUGAGUGGAUGCUGCCCGGCGUCUAUUACGUUGCCCAGGGUGUCCAAGAGAAGAUUCUGAAG
Suillus bovinus is the source of this 1147-nucleotide messenger RNA. RefSeq lists its product as uncharacterized. The transcript has 7 exons. Gene Ontology annotation, cellular component: cytosol. The coding region runs from base 1 to 816 and encodes 271 amino acids. Gene Ontology annotation, molecular function: oxidoreductase activity. NCBI's taxonomy places the organism in Eukaryota, Fungi, Basidiomycota, Agaricomycetes, Boletales, Suillaceae. The record is from RefSeq and is a predicted model, not a curated record.